Messenger RNA from Symbiodinium sp. CCMP2456, 326 nucleotides. The record is from the annotation of a GenBank genome assembly. NCBI's taxonomy places the organism in Eukaryota, Dinophyceae, Suessiales, Symbiodiniaceae.
GUCACCAGCACCAGCUACACGGUGACGGUCUCAGAGACCUCGUCCACGGCGACGUCGAUCACCGUCAGCUCUACAUCUUCCACCUCCACAACGUCUUUCACGGCCACGACUACCUCGGCCACCUCCACCGUCAGUUCGAGCACCACCUUGACGUCCAGCUCGACCUCCACGACAAGCACCAGCGUGACUACAACUACCACUGCAACAACAUCCACCACCUCGUCGACUCUUACCACGAGCACCUCAAUCUCCACCACGUCUUCAAGCAGUACAACGACAACCAGCACUUCAAUAACUUCCACAUCGACGUCUGCAACAUCGACGAC